UGUUUGUGGCAAACAUGUCUUCUAAUAUGCCCCAUUCUUUAUAUUUCCUAUCUCCUUUCUAGGAUAGAUUUUUUUCUCAACGCACUAUUUUGUUCCCUUGCUCUCCUAUGUGCCGGAAACAGUGACCCGGAAGUCCUGUUCAUUUCCUUAUUCCGGCCCGGAUGUCUGCGCGGCCCACGUUUCCGGCAGCCGCUACUCAGGGAAGCUGUCGGGGCAGGGGAAAAGCGCGCAGGUGAGCGUGUCCCAGCAAGCACCCCCAGCUUCCUCUGAUGCUAGUGCAAGGGUUGCACAGACAGAUUACACAAGUAAGAGCCACUGUCUUAAAACAGCUAUUUCUGAAGCCGAUGCUCCCUGCAGAUACUCGGCACGUGAAAGACGCAGACCAGCAUCUGGAACUGCUCACGGGAGGCAGGCCAAGGAGGGAGGAGGGAAGUCAAGGAAAGGCGAGAACAGAAGGGACAAGCUGAAUGGGACAAAUCCGAGAGGGACAUCAACCCUGAGUGCUCGGGACUCCAGGAAGCGACCUGAGGGCGGCUGGAGGGGCUGCAGGGUGGGUACUGGGGGAUGGGCAUCAGGGAGGGCACGCGUGGGGAUGGGCUCUGGGUGCGACUGAUGGGCUGGUGCGCGCUACGUCGGAAACGAAUGAGGUUGGCGAAUAUCUAUAAACUAAUCAGACACUAACAUGUUGGCUCACUGAACAUAACCCAAAAAAAGAAGAAAGCCAAGAAACCAUCAGAAAGGGAAAGAACUGACAAAAAGCAGCCACACUAGAAUUGUAGGGAAAAGAGAAGAAAGGAAGGGUCUCCUGGCCGGCGGGGCAGUGACGGGGAGGGCGGGGUGGGCCCUGACGCGCGCGGGGAAGCUCCUGAAGCCGUGGCCGGGAAUGGCCGACGCAAAGCCGCGUGGUCUGCUGAGGCGCCCUUGGACGGCGCGGGGAGCUGCCCAGCGCGCAUGGCGGACGCCCACCGCGACGGUCACUUGGGCGUUUCCCGUCCGAGUCCGCGGGACCACCCUGUCCGGCCAGAGAGAACGUCCGUCAUGGCUCGUGCGCGGGGCACCCUGAGGCCACCUCAGUGGCAUAAUGGGGGAGACACUCUGGAGAAGAUCUCGGGAAAACAGAGACUUUCCUCUUCUCCGGCUCUACGGCAGAUGCUGUUGCCUGACUUCCAGGUCGCCCGAGACUCUCACCGUGAUUUCUUUCUAAGUAACACGUUCCGUGACCGCGUGUCCCCGCGACGACUCACCGGCCAGGACACACGCGGGGUCUCACACAGAUGGGCGCCAGCGCGCGUUCGCCGUCGGGCUGAGGAGAUCUGGAGGGAGCGAGGGUCUCGGAGGCAGACCAGACCGGCGGCGUGUGAGGUACUUCCGGAACGGGAGCAAAGAAGCGGCUUCGUCACGGACUUACCUGAACACGCUCCCGUGCUCUGCCACAGCCGUCGUCUCCCACAGGAGCCGCGGGGGCUGAGGCGGCGCCAGCAGCUGAGCAGCGCGCGAGCCCCCUCCGGGGGGGAAACAAGCGCGUUCAGCAACCCACGCGGUCCCUGCGCUCUCAUCGGGACAGGAGGAAAGGUCUUGACCCCCAGGCAAAAUGUCCCGCCAAAGCAAUGCUCACAGCGGGAUUCAGGGGAACGAUUUUCAUUCCGAUUUUUUUUUGGUAAUUACUUGAGGGCCUCCCGGGGAACUCAGUUCAAACUGAGAGACCCCACACUUGAGAAACUGGAUUCCUGGUGUCUUACCUACAUGCUGCUCCAUUUAGACAACAGGAUGCUGGGCCUCGAGCCUGAGGUGGAAACUAAAAAGAGGAGUAGUUUUGGGGUCUUGAGAGACAGUGACUAUGGGCUCCUUAUUCAUGCGUACAAGAAAGUGCAGGUUUUAGACCAGAUCCUGUUCUCCUUUGAACAACGUGUAGGAAGACUAACAGGGGGCAGAACUGAUUCACUGUUCCGGCUGGCACAAGUCAACCUGCUCAGACAAGUUCCUGAGAAUGUGACCAUAUUUAGAGACAGGACUGGUAUCCUUUUAGAGGAGAAGAUUAGUACACAGUUGAAAGACCAUGUGAAGACAUACAGAGAAGGCAGCCAUACGAAGCCACAGGGAGAGGCCUUAGAAGACACCAAACCUUCAAACACCGUGAUCUUGGACUUCUGGCCUCCAGGAUUGUGA
Messenger RNA from Mustela erminea (ermine), 2166 nucleotides. RefSeq lists its product as uncharacterized. NCBI's taxonomy places the organism in Eukaryota, Metazoa, Chordata, Mammalia, Carnivora, Mustelidae. The coding region runs from base 952 to 2166 and encodes 404 amino acids. The transcript has 5 exons. The record is from RefSeq and is a predicted model, not a curated record.